UCUGUGUGGUGACAUUGGAGGCAGUGGGAGAGAAAAGGAGUGAAUCUGCGCGGUGGCGGUGAGGGAGGGAGGACAGCGAGUGCGCGAACAGGCAGCUAGGCAUGCACAUCAGCAACAGAGGCUGAACAUCUUCCUGAUCCUCAUCUCCCGCGUUCAGGGGCUGUCAAUUCUACGUGUGCACGCCGAUUGAGUCCACUGCCGGCUGAAGUGCCCAGAAGCCUCCGCCAGCCAUCACCUCCCACCACUCACUUUCUCUGGAGCUCGGUUAUUCUUAGCUCAGCUGCGAGAGACUGUCCUUCCGGUCCUUCUCUUAUUUAUCACAGUUUCUUGAAUAUUUAAUGGAAAAUGGCGAUCUGCGCGCAGUCGUUCGGUGUUUUCUGCCUCUUCACAAUCCAAACUGUACUAAUCAUCUGCGUCUCCACGCCGACAGCCGGGAUCCACCUCUUCCCUCAACACUACACAAUGAGUCACUGGGCGGGACGCAUUGAGAAGGAGCUGGAAAAGGUUCUUCAGCACGUCACUGGAACUCAGCAGAUGAGAUCGAUCUAUAAUGAGAAGAAGAGCCAGUUUGAAAUCAAGAGAAACAACCCCAAAGACCUGGUGGAGAGAGUUGCACGAGACAUCUCCAAGCUGCUCAACAGUAAGAGAAAAGCCUUGGAGAAACUGGCAAGAGAGGCCGAGCAGCUUCAAAAGGAGCACGUCUGGCAAGACGGUGUGACGGAGAAUGCCAUUUCAUACUACGAUUCCAAAGCGGAUUCAGACUAUCAGACAGAGGAUGGAGAAGAGGAAGUCCCCCUGGAGACCUCAACCUCUUUGGAGCUGGAGUUUGUGGAUGAUCCCAAUUUUAAAAACAAAGUAAACUACUCUUCCAGCGCAGUCCAGAUUCCUACAGACAUAUACAAAGGCUCCCCUGUCAUCCUAAAUGAAUUAAACUGGACCCAAGCACUGGAGAGAGUCUUCAUUGAAAACUGGCGGGAGGACAACUCUCUGCGCUGGCAGGUGUUUGGCAGUGCCACAGGAGUGACACGGUACUACCCAGCCACUCCAUGGAGGGCACCCAACAAGAUUGACCUGUACGAUGUCCGCAGAAGACCAUGGUAUAUCCAAGGUGCAUCAUCUCCAAAAGACAUGGUCAUCAUUGUAGACGUGAGUGGAAGUGUCAGUGGACUCACCCUCAAGCUAAUGAAAACCUCUGUAGUGGAGAUGCUCGACACCCUAUCGGACGAUGACUAUGUGAAUGUGGCCAGGUUCAAUGAAAAGGCGGACGCUGUUGUUCCAUGCUUCAGAACUUUGGUCCAAGCCAACGUUCGAAACAAGAAAAUCUUCAAGGAAGCCGUCAUGCAUAUGCAAGCCAAAGGAACCACUGAUUACAAAUCUGGCUUCACGUUUGCCUUUGAGCAGCUUCUCAAUGAGAGCAGUGCCCCGAGAGCCAACUGCAAUAAGAUGAUAAUGAUGUUUACAGAUGGCGGGGAGGAUCGUGCACAGGAAAUCUUUGAGAAGUACAACUGGCCAAACAAAACAGUUCGGGUUUUCACCUUCUCUGUGGGCCAGCAUAAUUAUGAUGUCACCCCUUUGCAGUGGAUAGCAUGUGCUAAUAAAGGUUACUACUUUGAAAUUCCUUCAAUUGGAGCCAUCAGAAUCAACACACAGGAGUACCUGGAUGUCCUGGGCCGUCCUAUGGUACUGGCUGGGCCAAAAGCUAAGCAGGUGCAGUGGACAAAUGUCUACCAGGAUGCACUGGGUUUGGGCCUCGUCAUCACUGGGACAAUGCCAGUAUUUAACCUCACUGUGGAUAGUGUAAGCUCACAGAAUCAGCUUAUCCUUGGGGUCAUGGGAGUAGACGUUGCCAUCAACGAAAUCAAAAAGAAGACACCUACAUACAGACUUGGAGCUAAUGGCUACACUUUUGCCAUUGACCCAAAUGGUUACGUAUUGCUGCAUCCCAAUCUACGACCUAAGAUCAUUAAUUUCAGGGAGCCUGUCACACUAGACUUUCUGGAUGCAGAACUGGAGGACACCAACAAGGAGGAGAUCCGUCGACAGAUGAUUGAUGGCAGAUCAGGGCAAAGAAAAAUCAAGACACUCAUUAAGUCAGUUGAUGAGAGGUAUAUUGACGAAGCCAUGCGGACAUACACAUGGACUCCUGUCGAUGGUACAGAUUAUAGUCUAGGGUUGGUACUGCCCACAUAUAGUGAGAACCACAUCAAGGCCAACAUAAGUGACCAGAUCCUUCAGGUGCAGUUGCCAAACACCAAGGAUUUUGAAUCACUGCUGCCAAACAGUUUUGAGUCUGAAGGACAUGUAUUCAUUGCUCCCAGGGAGUACUGCAAUGACCUUGAACUGUCCAACAACAACACUGAGUUCUUGAUCAACUUCAUCGCUCUUAUGGAGAAGGUGACACCAGACUCCAAACAAUGUGAUAAUUUGCUUCUUCACAACCUGAUUCUGGACACCGGCAUCAUCAGACAGCUGGUUGAGAAAGUGUGGAAGAAUAAAGACCUGAAUACAUAUGGCUUCCUGGCUGUGUUUGCUGCGACUGACGGAGGUAUAACAAGAGUCUUUCCAAACAAGGCUGCAGAAACCUGGGAGGAAGACCCUGAGCCGUUUAAUGCCAGCUAUUACCGCCGCAGCCUCGACAACAAGGGCUACAUCUUCAGAGCGCCUUAUCGAACAGCGAGGGAUGAGCUGCUGAACCCAGAAAACGACACCAUAGGCAUUCUGGUCAGCACGGCUAUGGAAAUUACAAUAGGCGGGAAAACCAUCAAACCUGCAGUGGUUGGAGUGAAACUGGACCUUGAAGCCUGGACAGAUAAGUUUAAGAUUCUUGCCAGCAACCAUACAGACAACCGUCAAGGCUCAAAUACGUGUGGACUAAACAGAAACUGUGAAAUGGACUGUGAAGCCAACAGCGAUGAUCUCUUGUGUUACUUAAUAGAUGAUGGAGGAUUCUUGAUUAUGUCCAAUCAGAAAGAUGACUGGAACAAGGUGGGAAUGUUCUUUAGUGAUGUUGACCCAAACUUGAUGUACGCUCUCUACAACAACUCCUUCUAUAAACGCCAGCAGUCGUUUGAUUACCAGUCUGUGUGUGAACGGCUGACGAACAGUGAAGCUGGAGCUGCACCCAGAGGGGUGUUUGUGCCCACUAUUGCAGAUUUUGUGAAUCUGGCAUGGUGGACGUCAGCUGCUGCAUGGUCCUUGUUCCAACAGCUUUUAUAUGGACUGGCUUACCACAGCUGGUUUGUCACAGAUGAAGUGGAUGCAGAGGGAAUCGACUCAAAAGAGAGGAGUUGUGUAAUGAUUCAGACUCAGUACUACUUCAGUAAUCUCAGCAACUCCUACAACAUUUUGCAAGACUGUGGCAACUGCUCCAGGCUGAUUCAUGCCAAGAGGAUAAACAACACCAACUUGCUGUUUGUGGUAGCAGAAAAGUUGUUAUGUGACUCCUGUGAGAUAGAGAGUCUCUCUCAGGAGGUGAAAGAGUACAAGGAAGAUAAUCCAUGUGAAGAAAUGGCUGUGGCACGUUAUCGAAAAGGACCCUCCACCUGCUUCGACAACAAUGCUACUGAGAACACAUCAGACUGUGGGCGAGGUCACUCCUUCCGUCCACCACUCUACACUUUACUGCUUAUUCAGCUGCUGCUGCUUUAUCCAGCUGUCAGUCCUCACAUUCACUCUCUUCUACAUUAAUUCCAUUCUGCUGCACUUAUCCUACUUUUAGUCCUCCUGAGCUUCUGUCCCAUCCCUGAAACCCACCCCUCAUGCCCCUCUGCCCUCCCACUGGUAUAGUCAUAGGUAAUUAAGGGACUUCCCAUCACAGCAAGAUGGAAGCCCAGAGUGCUGCGCUACCUUGUCUGUAUUGCUUCGUGACAACUGCCGGACGUUUGCGUCCUUCAUCUGCAGGAAGAACAGGUGAUGCUGGACCACCUGGAUCAUCAGAGGCAACUCAGAAAAGAGAAAUCAACCACCCCUCUACAACUAUUCUAACACCUCUACUAUUCAGAUAAGUGAGGGGAGAUAAGGACAAGUAGAUCUUAUCACAGACCUCAUACCAUAUUUAGAGUGGAGAAAUGAUGUUGCCUCUCCCCCUACCGCAGAUGGCAGGACUUCUCUCCACCAUCUAUGAGUGUUAGCUCUUCAUCAUUCACCUGUCAAAAGGCUGUGGACCAUUCAGCCAGAUUAUAGCCACCACAGAAGAAAAUAACAAAAAAAUAUUCCAAAUGUCAAGUAUUAAUUGAUGAAGUGAUGAGUAUUCCAGACAUACAUUAUAUUUAGGCUUUAAUUUUAGGACGAAGAUGGAUGUUAACGGCAAUUUAAGCGCUAUAUCUGCUUGCCAAAAUGAGAUAUACUUUGACGUGGUCUUAUUUUUGUAGCCAAAACACCAAGAAAAAAUGGAUUUAGAUUUAGGGUGAACCACAAAAGGAAGAGGAGACAUUCAGCAGCUGAAUCCUGACUCAUUUUGUGCAGCUCUUAAUUACAGAUUAAUGCUUUUUAAAAGGCAUCCACUGUGGAUUAUCGUAAUUACAUGAUGGUAAUCACAUUUCUUGAAGUGUUUUUCCUCAUAUUUACUAUUCAGUGGUAGUGUUUUCUGGCUCACAAGCCAGCUGUAAAAUAUGAAUCAGUGUUUGGUUGCUGCAGGAACAUUGAUGUCGUGUAGUAUUCUUAACGAUCAAUCGACCAUUCUGACCUCGAGUUUAGACAGAUGUUUAAAAAAAAAAAAAAAAAGCUCUCUAAUGAGACAAAAGCACCUCUGCCAAUCCUCAUGAAGCUUCUCCAGCAACACUCCUGACCACAGUUUGUGUAUGUGCUUGACUUCUGUCACAGCAAAGCCUCACUGUAGUUACGGGAGGUUUUUGCUUUCUUUGGAAGGGGCCUGAUCACUUUUCUUUUUUGGAGGGGGACUUGUCUUACCUUUGACUAAUGCUGUUUAAAAUUCAAAACCAUCCGCUGCUGACGGGAUUGGGGCUUAUCAACAUGUCCGAGUGAAGUGCAGAAGAGGCCACUAAAUAUGGUGAUGAUGUGCAGUAGAAGUCUGGUCAAAAUCCAUCAGUUUGUUAUUUAAUCAUUGCAGUGUGUGAAAAGUUAUUUAGACUCCCAUGUUUAGGAGCCGCUCUGUUUCAUAGUGCCUUGAUGCACUUUGUUUUGGAACGCAUCGGCUGUGUAAGAGUAGAGCUACUGUAUAGUACCUUUAUAAAGCGGCCAUGUUUUAGGCUUUGGAUGCCGCAGGAGGCUGAGUCUGUUGGUUAUAGAGCUAGCUUUACACAGACCCAUCACAUUGAGUGGCUCAGCUUAAUGUUUCUGCCCUCAUGGCUGUUCUUGUGGUUCUCCUCCAGAGCCUCCUGUCUGUCAUAUGGAGCUACUAUACCGUUCCUUUACAAAGCCAUGUAUAGAGCUACGAUACACUAUCAGUAUACAGCCACUUAAAUGGCCAUAAAGUGUUUGUUUCUUUUUCUUUUGUUAUUAUUAUUUUUAUAUUUAUAGUGAGACCCGACUGCUUUUGCCUGGUUCGUAUGUGUUUGUGUGUGGAUGUUUGUGCGUUCAUUUAAAAACCCUCAAAGGGAACGUCUUUUAAGUGAGAGCGUAGGGGAAUCACAGAUGUGCUUGCAUAACUGUUUUUUUUUUUACUGUUAAUGUGUUGCAACAGACAAAAUCCAGUGUUGUAGGGAAAAAAAGGGAUUUUACUGAAACAAAAAGAUGCAUCUAGAAGUAUCAGUCUGCUUAAAUAUGAAUAGAGGAGCAGAGGUGAAAGAAUGUGUAGUACAUCUGUGUUUUCUGUUUAAAUGCAGCAUAGUAAACAAAGCCUCUCUAAAUGCCUUAGUGUUACACAAAGCAGAGCUCUGAUACCCCACAUGUACCCCGUUUCUCAUGCACAAAUAGAUCCUUUAAUUAAUACUCCCUCCACUGGCUUCUCUUGGUGUUAUGCAGUAAGUACAGUGAGCUCUAAUUUUGUAUUUUCCCUCCUGGAAUGAGCAGGUAUUGAUUGAUGCCUGUUGAUUAAAUGCUUGAAAGCGGAUGGGGGUUUUUCAGUUUUAAAAGCCUAUGACCUUUGAUGUUCUGGUGGAAUGACUUGCACAACAAUUUGAAUCUUAAAUACACACUCUGUACAGUUGUUGGUACUAUUUGAUGUGACAGAUCAUGCUGGCACAGUAACUGCAGCUCAGCUCUGAAUAAACCUGAGAAAACUAAAAGUUCAAGACUGCUAAAGGAAUUCAAUUAAAGAUGGAUAUUUCCAAUUUGGCUUUUUUCAGCAUCUGCUGAUGCUUAAUGCAGUUUUACUUUUCUGGCAUUUGUUUGUCUCUGUCCUGUGCCAUUAAUUCUGUCUGUAUUUUCACUAUUUCCACUGUCUGUAAAUGAACGCUACACGUGCCUGUGGAAAUGUACCCCCUGCAACUUCCUCUCUUUUCCUGGAUCUGUGCGGUCUCACACAUUAACUAAAUAUGUAGGCCUACACUUUGUGCACCUGCACUAAGACCUAAUGGACGCACAUGCACAUACCUUUGAGCAAACAUUUAAUAACACUCAUGCCCAGCUGGGAGAUGUCAAACACAAUGCAGAAGUGAGGCAGGGACAUUACUCCCCAGGUGUUUUCUGUGACUGGGCGGGAUGUCAGGGGCAAGCUCAGGGUGUGGGUCUCCACAGAGCAGCAUGGGCCUGUUAAACAGAGGGAUGAAUCGUAUAGUGACGUAUGUGUGUGCAUCCUGAUUGGACACACAUCUAAUUUCUCUGGUUUGACAGUUUUACUUUUGCCAAAAAAGGAAAAAAAAAAGACUAAAACAAACAAAAAAUAAAUAAAUAGAAAACUGGGACAGCUUGGGAAUGAGAUGGAGGGGUCAGCUUUAAGACUUCACUUUAAAAUAAGUAAGGAGAAUUUUUCAUAAAGCGCCCUCCCGACCCUUGCUGCAUCUGUGUUGGUGCGUUUCUGUGGGAAAGACACGUGCGUAUGUGAUUCUGUAGUCUGUAGUCUGGUGCUAUGUGCUCAUGUUUGACAAGUGUGUGAAAAAAUAACAUUUAGAGAAAAAUAAAAAAAAAAGUAAAAUCAGUCAAAAUUAAAGUGAAGUUUAAAAAAAAUAUCUAUAGGAAUACAGCACUGUUGAUAAGUUUGAGAUCUGAUGUCCAAAUGUUUUUAAUUUCUGUUUUAUUUUACUUCUUGUGCGUGUGUGAGUGUGAAUGUUUGUGUGCGUGGAAGAUUUAGCUCCUUCUUUUUUGGGCACUGGUCCAUGUCGCUCCAUUCUUUUGUACAGAUUAAGCUAAAGAAAAAAAAAGAAGAGGGCAAAAUUUGUAAAAUAUUGUGUCUGUGACUCCUUGUAAAAUAUUUUCAAAUUGUUUAUUACAGAGAAUCGGUUAUUAAAUAAUGUUCAUAUUUUUCACUUCA
This is a messenger RNA of Melanotaenia boesemani (Boeseman's rainbowfish), 7369 nucleotides long. It is a transcript of the gene cacna2d2a, whose product is annotated as calcium channel, voltage-dependent, alpha 2/delta subunit 2a. The transcript is spliced from 39 exons. The coding region runs from base 346 to 3687 and encodes 1113 amino acids. The record is from RefSeq and is a predicted model, not a curated record. Gene Ontology annotation, molecular function: voltage-gated calcium channel activity. Gene Ontology annotation, cellular component: voltage-gated calcium channel complex. Lineage: Eukaryota; Metazoa; Chordata; Actinopteri; Atheriniformes; Melanotaeniidae.